Messenger RNA from Haplochromis burtoni (Burton's mouthbrooder), 1539 nucleotides. Its product is annotated as fibrinogen-like protein 1. The transcript is spliced from 8 exons. Bases 415 to 1488 code for a protein of 357 amino acids. Gene Ontology annotation, biological process: regulation of immune response; negative regulation of T cell activation. The record is from RefSeq and is a predicted model, not a curated record. NCBI's taxonomy places the organism in Eukaryota, Metazoa, Chordata, Actinopteri, Cichliformes, Cichlidae.
AAACGCACAUAUCACUUCCGGUUUUUAAGAAUUUCACAAUAAAAACUCCGCUGCUAAAAUCACAGAAUGAACCCUCAAAUUGCAACUCAAGACACGACUCAUUCUGUUUAUAAAGUGUUUAAAUGACACAGUUGCAUGCAAUUUACGUAGUGUUUUUCACUGAAUUGAGCUAGGACAUUGACGUUUGCUCUCCGACGUUGUUUCUGCUGAAACAAGCGAAGCAGUCUGACGUCAUGACUGCUGAAGCAAAUAUGAUCAGUGUCGGAGGAGUAGUUGUCUUUGAGGACAGAGCCUGAGCCUCCAUGUGUGAGCUAACGAAGAGAGGGCGGAGGAGAAGCGGGCCGGCUGACAGCAGCUAGCAGCGGUGCUAAGCUAACUGGUCGGUGUUGCUGGCUCAAUCACUGCAGCCACUAGAUGGAGGCUCCCCGCGGCUGUGCAGCGAUGUCAGAGGAGGCGGAGAGGCUAAUCGGAGGAGGGUCGGGCAGCGAGUCGAUGAGAGUGCCGAUGAUGGUCACGCUGAGGACGUCCGUGGCCUUUCUGCUUCACCUGGCUUCCUCUGUGGCGGCGCCGGUGCCGUGUGAGGCGAGGGUGAGCCGGCUGGAAGCGGAGAUCCAGGGCUUGAUGAACGUGAUCAGUGAGCAGCACCGCUACAUCCAGGAGCUCCACAGCAGCCAGGCGCAGCAGCUGCAGCAGAUCCCCAACUCGUACCUGGGCCUCGACGACCUCUACAGAGACUGCUCUGAGGUGUUUGAGGAUGGAAACGUGGCCAGCGGGCUGUACGUGAUUCGCCCGGACGGCGCUCCCACGGCGCUGAGCGUGUACUGCGACAUGAACCACGGAGGAGGGUGGACCGUCUUCCAGAGGAGGAGAGACGGCAAAGAGAGCUUCGACAGAGCGUGGGUGGAGUACAAGCAUGGAUUCGGAGACCUCUUCUCUCCUGCUGGAGAGUUUUGGUUGGGCAAUGAACCCCUGCACCAUCUGACAUCACAAGGGAACUAUGACCUGCGCAUCAACAUGGAGGACUUUGAGGGGAACGAGCGCUACGCCGAGUACAAGAGCUUCAAGGUGGACGGCGAACAGGACCAGUACCAGUUACAUCUGGGCGAGUUCACUGGGAACGCUGGCGACGCUCUGGAUGACGCCCUCAGGGCGGGACCGGGCAGUCCAUGCGCAGACGGGGUGAAGUUCAGCACCUACGACCGGCCGAACUGCAUCGACGCCGACGUUCAGUGCGUCAGACACAGCAAGUCGGGCUGGUGGUUCAGCAGGUGUAACGCAGGUAACCUGAACGGUCACUACUACGACGGGCCGUUCGAAGCCAUGACGGACGACGGCGUGGUGUGGUACACGUGGCACGGCUGGGCCUACUCCAUCAAGUCUGUCGUCAUGAUGAUACGAGCGUCCGACCUCGAAGCGCCACCUCCAGCGAACGUUUACCUGCCAGGCGGUCCUGACGUGGUCCCGGCGGCGGGCCGAGGCGCUCCGUGAAGCCGAGGUCACUUUGAUGCUGUGAAAUAAAGUCAGAGCGCCUUCGUAUGA